UCUCUUUCAAGUGCAUAGAAGAAAUGAAACGUGAAGCCAGACCUAUUAAGAUUGACAGAAGACUGACGGGUGCGAAUAUAAUUGAUGAGCCUUUGCAACAGGUAAUCCAGUUUUCCCUGAGGGACUAUGUGCAGUACUGGUAUUACACCCUAAGUGAUGAUGAAUCGUUUCUUCUGGAAAUCAGGCAGGCUCUUCAAUAUGCACUUGUUCAGUUUUCUGCCAGGUCAAAGGAAACAGACUGGCAGCCUUAUUUCACGACACGACUUGUUGAUGACUUUGGCACUCAUCUUCGAGUUUUCAGAAAAGCUCAGCAAAGAAUAGCAGAGAAAGGCGAUCAGAUGAAAAAUCAAGCUGAGGAACUUGUAGAUACAUUCUUUGAGGUGGAAGUUGAAAUGGAAAAAGAAGUCUGUCGUGAUCUAGUCUGCACUUCUCCCAAAGAUGAAGAAGGAUUCCUAAGGGAUCUGUGUGAGGUUUUACUGUAUAUAUUGCUACCUCCUGGAGACUUCCAGAACAAGAUCAUGCGAUACUUUGUCAGGGAAAUCCUCUCCCGAGGAAUUCUUCUUCCAUUAAUAAACCAGCUCAGUGAUCCUGAUUAUAUUAAUCAGUAUGUCAUAUGGAUGAUUCGUGAUUCCAACUGUAACUAUGAGGCCUUUAUGAAUAUUAUUAAACUAAGUGAUAAUAUAGGAGAGUUGGAAGCAGUGAAAGAUAAAGCAAGUGAAGAACUGCAGUAUCUUCGAUCUCUAGAUACAGCGGGAGAUGAUAUCAACACUAUAAAAAAUCAAAUAAACAGUUUAUUAUAUGUUAUUAAAGUAUGUGAUUCGAGAAUUCAGAGGUUGCAGUCAGGAAAAGAAAUAGAUACUGUGAAACUGGCAGCAAACUUUGGAAAACUUUGCACAGUCCCUCUGGACCAUAUUCUGGUAGACAAUGUUGCACUACAAUUUUUUAUGGAUUACAUGCAGCAGACUGGUGGCCAAGCACAUCUGUUUUUCUGGAUGACAGUGGAAGGGUACAGGGUUACAGCACAGCAACAGCUGGAGGUACUUCAAAGCCGGCAGAAAGAUGGAAAGCAUCAGACUAAUCAAACCAAGGGUCUAUUAAGAGCAGCUGCAUUUGGAGUUUAUGAGCAAUAUUUAUCAGAAAAGGCAUCUCCAAGAGUUAAUAUUGAUGACAACUUGGUAGCAAAACUGGCAGAAACUCUGAACCAUGAGGAUCCAACACCUGAAAUCUUUGAUGACAUUCAGAGAAAGGUGUAUGAAUUGAUGCUGCGAGAUGAAAGAUUCUACCCUUCGUUCAAACAGAAUGUGUUGUAUGUGCGCAUGUUGGCUGAGCUGGAUAUGCUGAAGGAUCCUAGUUUCAGAGGAUCAGAUGAUGGUGAAGGAGAAUCUUUUAAUGGGUCUCCUACUGGCAGCAUAAAUCUGUCCUUAGAUGACCUUUCAAAUGUCCCUUCUGAUGAGACAGUUCAACUCCAUGCAUACAUCUCAGAUACUGUCUAUGCUGACUCUGACCCAUAUGCUGUGGCAGGAGUGUGUAAUGACCACGGCAAGACAUACGCACUGUAUGCUAUCACAGUCCAUCGGCGAAAUCCAAACAGUGAAGAGACAUGGAAGACAUAUCGACGCUACAGUGACUUUCAUGACUUUCACAUGAGGAUCACUGAGCAGUUUGAAAACCUUGCAAAUAUACUGAAACUUCCUGGCAAAAAGACGUUUAACAAUAUGGACAGAGAAUUUUUGGAAAAGAGGAAAAAAGAUUUAAAUGCAUAUUUGCAGCUCUUGUUAAAUCCUGAAAUGAUGAAAGCUUCUCCAGCUUUAGCCCAUUAUGUGUAUGACUUCCUGGAGAAUAAAGCCUACAGCAAAGGGAAGGGAGAUUUUGCACGGAAGAUGGACACAUUUGUAAACCCACUUCGUAACUCUAUGAGAAAUGUAUCAAAUGCAGUCAAGUCUCUCCCUGACAGCCUGGCAGAGGGAAUGACUAAAAUGUCAGACAACAUGGGUAAAAUGUCAGAGAGAUUGGGACAAGACAUAAAGCAAUCAUUUUUCAAGGUGCCCCCUUUGAUCCAGAAAACCUAUUCAGAUCCUGACCAUUGCCGUGUUGCAGCACCAAUUGAUGACAAUGUGGAUGACAAUAUUCCGCUGAGAGUAAUGCUCCUCCUUAUGGAUGAAGUCUUUGAUUUAAAGGAAAGAAAUCAGUGGUUAAGAAGAAAUAUAAAAAAUCUGCUUCAGCAACUUAUUAGAGCAACAUAUGGUGACACAAUUAAUAGAAAAAUAGUUGAUCAUGUUGAUUGGAUGACAUCUCCUGAGCAAGUAGCAGAUGCAGUGAAACGCUUCAGAGAUGCUUUUUGGCCCAACGGCAUUUUAGCAGAGACUGUUCCACGGAGGGACAAAGCCAUUAGAAUGAGAACAAGAGUGGCAGGCAAGACUAAAUUACUGGAGGUGAUGCCAGAUGAACUGAAGCACAUCAUAGGCGCUGAGACAACACGGAAAGGCAUUCUUCGGGUCUUUGAAAUGUUCCAGCACACUCAACUGAAUAAGAGAAUGGUGUACGUGUUUCUGGAGAGAUUCCUAGAAACGUUGUUUCCACAAAAUAAGUUCCAUGAGCUCUUCAACAAACUGCAUUCACGAUCAAAGCAGAUGCAGAGAUAUAAGCAGAGACUACAUUCUACUCAAGCGCCUUCCUUACAGAAAAGUUCAACCACUACCAGAAGGGUUUGUGUGUCUUAA
Cariama cristata (Red-legged seriema) is the source of this 2720-nucleotide messenger RNA. It is a transcript of the gene SNX13, whose product is annotated as sorting nexin 13. Gene Ontology annotation, biological process: positive regulation of GTPase activity. Lineage: Eukaryota; Metazoa; Chordata; Aves; Cariamiformes; Cariamidae. The record is from RefSeq and is a predicted model, not a curated record. Gene Ontology annotation, cellular component: early endosome. Gene Ontology annotation, molecular function: phosphatidylinositol binding. The transcript has 24 exons. Bases 24 to 2720 code for a protein of 898 amino acids.